GAAGGGCCUAUGAAAAAUACUGCAGGUUGCGUCGGACGCCUACCUCAGUGACACUCCCUCGUUUUAUUUAGGGUUGGACGGGCAAAAGGUUUCCCAGGAACUCUAGCCGCCGCGGCUGUCAGUGCUUUAAGUUGGGGUUCGGUCCAAUAUGGCGGCAGACGGAUGGAAAUACUGAUGACAGUCCGAAAGAUCGCCUCGAUUUGUACGAUGGGCGCCAAUGCCUCUGCUUUGGAGAAGGAGAUUGGACCGGAACAGUUUCCCGUAAAUGAACACUACUUUGGAUUGGUCAAUUUUGGAAACACCUGCUACUGCAAUUCAGUGCUGCAGGCCCUGUACUUUUGUCGGCCGUUUCGGGAGAAGGUGCUGGCCUACAAGGUCCAGCCUCGGCGUAAAGAGAGCUUGCUCACCUGCCUGGCCGACCUCUUCAACAGCAUCGCCACACAGAAGAAGAAGGUGGGCGUCAUCCCACCCAAGAAGUUCAUCUCGAGGCUGAGGAAGGAAAACGAACUGUUUGAUAACUACAUGCAGCAGGAUGCUCACGAGUUCCUCAACUACCUGCUCAACACCAUUGCCGACCUGCUGCAGGAGGAGAAGGGCCAGGAGCGCCAGCAGAACGGCAAGCUGGUGCAGAAUGGGGGUGGAGGAGGCGGAGGAGGAGGAGGAGGAGGGAGUGCAGCGGAGGGAGAGGAAGCUGAGAAGACUCAGCAGACCUGGGUCCACGAGAUCUUCCAGGGCACGUUAACCAAUGAGACGCGCUGUCUCAACUGCGAAGCGGUGAGCAGCAAAGAUGAGGACUUCUUGGACCUCUCUGUGGAUGUCGAGCAGAACACCUCCAUCACGCACUGUCUCAGGGGCUUCAGCAACACGGAGACGUUAUGUAGCGAAUAUAAGUACUACUGUGAGCAGUGUCGAAGCAAGCAGGAAGCACAGAAAAGGAUGAGGGUGAAGAAGCUGCCCAUGAUUCUGGCUCUGCACCUGAAGAGGUUUAAGUACAUGGACCAGCUGCACCGCUAUACCAAGCUGUCCUACCGCGUGGUCUUCCCCCUGGAGCUGCGACUCUUCAACACCUCGGGCGACGCCACCAACCCCGAUCGCAUGUACGACCUGGUGGCCGUGGUGGUGCACUGCGGCAGUGGCCCAAAUCGUGGCCACUACAUCACCAUAGUGAAGAGCCACGGCUUCUGGCUUCUGUUUGAUGACGACAUUGUGGAGAAAAUUGAUGCCCAGGCAAUUGAGGAGUUCUACGGCCUGACAUCGGACAUCUCCAAGAAUUCUGAGUCUGGGUACAUCCUCUUCUACCAGUCCAGAGACUGACAGAGUGGGAAAGAAGGAAUGGUACUGUAACUUUGUGAGGGGUUUGGGCUGUGCACACCCCGCCCCCCUCAUCCCAUGCCAUGGAGAAUUGCACUGGAGUGUCAACAGAUCUUCAAAUGGGAGCAAAGCAGUGGCCAACCCUGAUAUGGCAACCCCCAUCAUAAGCUGUCAUCCACCGGUUGUCUCUUUUGGUUGACUAUAUAUUACAGCACUGUUCCAGCUCUUGUUUAAGGUGUAAAAAUCAGACUAAGCAACACACAGACAUGGCAGCAGGGGGGAAAAUGACUGCACAGGAGUCUUGAUGGUGUGUUUGUUUGGAGCUAGUGCAGAAAUGCAGAGCAUUGUGGUAAAGCAGGGUCUGACACAGAUGCCGUAUAUCCAUACUGUUGGGUGUGAGGCAGUGCAGGAAACCAGGAAUGCUCCUAUCAGUCCAGCAGACUCCUGUAUGUAAUGUCCUGUGGAUAUUUUCUCUUUCAAACAAGGGAGGGGGGUGGAAACGCAAAACUACACUAUGAAUGCCUACCAACCAGAUAUUUAUGUUUAGUGUGUCUUGUGUGCAAGUUCCUCAUUUGUUGUCAUCACUAUGUUAUUCCGUUACUGAAUAGGCACUUCCCCCUGCAGCAGUCUCUGCAGUAAAUUCAGAAUUUCAAAGGUGACCUGGCUAAUUUGCUUUUGGACGCACAUGUUCCUGAACAUAGAAUUAUAGUAUAAACAAGCACAAAAAGGGUAUUCGAGCUGCCAUGGUUGAAAUAGACUUGCGAUCAAUGGAGCAGGAGAGAAUGUGGAGUUUGUGUAUGUUUAAAGGCAUUAGGUUCAUGUAGGGCCAGUAUUAAGUGAAUGUAGAACACUCUUGAGUAAAGGUGAGUGAAUGUCUGGUUCUUGUGCCCAUACCCUUGAGAGGCCCUCUAAGUCUUCUAACCAUACAGUCAUUUACAUUUAUACCACCAUUAGGUAAACUAGGCUUUGAGGAUGUCUUGUACCAAAAUGCACAUAGGCCAUGGUGUGCAACUAUAUUCCUGCAAAUAAUAGCAUUUGCAUAUUAUAAGAAUGGGUGCUGCUAGGUUUUUUGGACACUUAACCAUGAUUUAUGUAAUGAUUUAUGGCUUAUUUUGAAUUUUAAAUGACAAAAAUUACAACUUGUGCUGGCUUUCUUUUUCUGACUUAACCACAAGCAGCCCUGCCUAGAUAUUAAUGAUUGAAUAACUUAUAGGCUACCUUGUGCUACCCUAAACUGCUUUUGGUUUGCUAUCUGUUCAGUCUUUUCUUCUGUAUUCACUUGCCUCUUAACUGACUCCUGUUUCCACACGCCUGAGUGUAACAUCAUUCAGAGGAGCAGUGUGUCCCAACUGUCAGCAAUGCACAGAUCUCUCUUUGAAGACUUGGAAGGUCGUGAUCUGGACUUAAAGUGGGAAAACCCCAAAAUGAGCAUAGCCAGACACAGUGCACUCUCGUGCGUAGCUUAAGGUAGGUUAUCAAUGAUGUAUUUUCAUCAUUACUACUUUUACGCUGGCAAAACAAGUGAAAACUGUCAAAGCUAAGCCCCUACAUGUGUACAUCACAGUUGUGCUUUUUAACCAGUGUACCGUUUUGUUUUUGGGGAGGGGGUGGAAUUGCAACUGAGCUGCUGUGUAUUAUGUUUCCUGUAAAAUCUCUAAAUCUUAACGUACCACAAAACCAAGAGCUAUCUGGAGUGGCUGAUGAAAGAAGCAGGGAACUGGUGUUUAACCUGGUGUCUAUUUCGAUUUUAUUAAAAGAUGCAUAUAGUUCUUUUUAUUUUCCUAGAUGUUAACUCAUUUUAUUAUAACUAUUAUUAUGGUUAUUAUAAUAAUUAUUAUUCCUAGUCCACCAGUCCUAUGUAGGCCGCCAAAGUACUGGAUUAAUAGGAGAGAGAUUGUGUAGACGCUAAGAGACAACAUUUGUAAAUGUAAAGAUAUUAUUGGGGGAUUUUGCUUGCUUAGAGUAACCAGAGGUGUGCACACAAUAUGGUUCAUUACAUUUGUGAGUCAUAUGGAAUGUCCUUAAAUUGUUCGCCUGCAGUGCUGUAAUAGAACAAGAAAAGUCAAUGCACAGUGAAACCAUGAGCAAUUUCAAAUCGUUUUUCCCAUUUCUUUCAUUUGUUUCUUCCCUCUAAACCUUGUAAGAUGGUUAUAUUAUUGAUUGCAUAAAGUAAAAAGUGCACUUUUUGAUAAGACUUUAAGACUAAUUGUAAAACAGCUUAAUUCCUAUGUGAGGAAAUGGGGUAGAUGGAGUCAUGGGAUGCAGUAAUAUUUUGAUGGAAGAGAAUGUGAAUGGAUUCUAGCCUGUAUCCAAUAAAUAAGAACAACUAUGGGGAAAAAAGUGCAAUUUUGCUUUCUUUUUGUGUGGAAUAUUAAUUCUGUCCAAUCACCAUUUUCCUGUUGUAGCUUGUUAAUAAAGUCUUUAAAAGCGUA
Molecule: messenger RNA, 3743 nt
Organism: Anguilla anguilla (European eel)
Lineage: Eukaryota; Metazoa; Chordata; Actinopteri; Anguilliformes; Anguillidae
Gene: usp12b
Product: ubiquitin specific peptidase 12b
Exons: 10
Coding region: 163-1314 (383 amino acids)
Biological process (GO): protein deubiquitination
Cellular component (GO): cytosol; nucleus
Molecular function (GO): cysteine-type deubiquitinase activity; cysteine-type endopeptidase activity
Source: RefSeq, a predicted model, not a curated record